This is a messenger RNA of Trichechus manatus latirostris (Florida manatee), 1721 nucleotides long. It is a transcript of the gene RBM43, whose product is annotated as RNA binding motif protein 43. NCBI's taxonomy places the organism in Eukaryota, Metazoa, Chordata, Mammalia, Sirenia, Trichechidae. The transcript is spliced from 4 exons. Gene Ontology annotation, molecular function: RNA binding. The coding region runs from base 371 to 1435 and encodes 354 amino acids. The record is from RefSeq and is a predicted model, not a curated record.
GGGGAGAUAAUGAGGGCGUAGGAAAUUGGAUCCAGAUUACAACUGAGCACAGGACAGACGCAACACCCGGAGAAUCCCCAAGUCCCUGCCUGGGAAUCCUCCGGGGCUCCUUCUACCGUAGUUUCAAAAGUUGCGAAACUAUUAGACGCGUCCGGACAGGCGCUGGCAGCAGCAGUCAGGAGUCGGUGCUCCCAUCCAGCGGCCAUGAAGCCGAAGAACAUCUUGGUGGAGUGGAGGGGCCGCUCUUCGGACGAACUGUCGCCAAGAGAGCGAAAACCAAAACCGAAACCAAAACCUGCAGACUUGACCCAGCCCCCCGGCUUCGGUUCAGGCUUCCUGGCGGCAGCGGUGGACACCUCUCUCCUCCGCCAUGGCAUCAAUUUCAAAUGUCAAGGAAUCUGAAGUUUCCGAAAGAACGGUUGUAGUUGCUGGUCUUCCGGUUGGUAGUUUUAGUGAUCAGUCGCUGGCCAAAUUAGUGAAGAUUUACUUCCAAGAUAUUAAGAAUGAGGGUGGAGAUGUUGAAGAUGUGAUAUAUCCAACAAGAACCAAGGGAGUUGCAUAUGUAACAUUCAAGGAAAAAAAAGUUGCAGAGAAUGUCAUCAGAAAAAAGAAUCACCGUCUCGGAAAGAAGACUGUACAGGCUAAACUCACAGUCUCUCAUUUGGGUGAAAAGGUCUUCUGCUCUGUAAAUGCUAUCCUUGAUCUUUCUGUUUUUGGGAGUCAAGUUAUUCUAGAAAAGCUGAUAAGGGACCUGAAAAAGAAAAUCCCAACUUUAUUCUUCAGUUCUUUGGAGCACAAUGGAAGAAUCUCUGUUCAUGGAUCAUUUCUGGCUAUCAAGAGGCUCAGAGAAUCUUUGUUGUUGAAAGCCAGUUCUCUUUUAGAAAAAAACAGGAAUUUUAUCAGUGAGGGAAAAAAGUUGAGUAGGCAAAGCCCCAAAGGGAGUCUACAGAGAAGUAAUGACUCAUUGGAGUCAUUCAGGACCUUAGUACCUGAGACGACUGGAAGUGGAGAAACACUUGUUCUCGACACAGAUGUGUUCCUUUACUUGAAACAGAAGUGCAGAUGUUAUGAAGGCACAUUGAAAACAUUUAAUGUUCUAAGUCGGGAGAGAGUGGAUAAUGAUGUUACCACAAUUUAUCUAAAAAGUGUUCAAGGUGGGUCUCAGCCAGACAAUGUAAAGCAUGUAAAACAGCUCAUUAAGGAAUAUUCCUAUUCUCUUCAGUUAGAGCUUAGAAAAGACACGAUUGUUUUAGAAGGAAAGGAGAAUAGAGAGCAAAGAACCAUUAAAUUGGCAUGUGAGCAACUAAGUUUGAUCUACCUUCAAGUGCUGGUAAAUUGUUAUAGGACACACAUUGACAUUAUAGGGUCUUCUUCUGACAUUUACCUAUUUAGAAAACAGGUAAUGAAGUUGAUAGGGCAAAAGGUUAGUUACUAAAAUCUCAGCAAUAGUAAUGUUAAUGGCUGCGUCCUCAACAGAGCAAUGACUGUAUCAUGCAUAUGCUAGCUUUACACACAUUAUCUCAUUUAAUCCUUACAACCGACUUUCGUUGUAGCAAUUAUUAUGUUCAUGUUAUAGGCUCAGAAACUAGGAUUGGGAGACGUUGAAACACUUUUCAAAGUUGUAUAGCUGACACAAGGGAUGGGGCUGGAGUUAACCCAGGCUGUCUGACUACAAAGAUAAUAUCUGAGGUAUAAAACUUUGGGGGAAAAAAAAAAAAACU